AUGAGAUUAAUCUCAGGGGAAGAAUCUUCUGAAAAUGUGGAUGGUGGAUUAGAAAACAUGGAAGGAGAUGGCGUACAAAAUGUGGAUCUCUUGGAUCCUGGUUGCAGUAGAAGUAUUCAAGGUGAAGGUGCGGACGCAGUUUUGGAGGAAGAGUAUGGUGAGGAAGAUGACAGUGACAAUGAUUAUGCUAGCAUUCAGAGACCUGCUUUUGUUGUAGAAGGAGAACCAGAUUUUGAUUCUGGACCCUCAGAGGAUGGAUUAGAAUUUCUUAGGCAUGUCAGGUGGGAGGCUGCUCAUAUUCCAAAAGUAAAAGUAGCCAAGCUUGAUAGGAGUAGAAUUUACAAAGAACAAACUGUUUAUAUGCCCCAGAUUCCUGACAUUGCCAAGCGUCCAGAGUAUUUGUUGCUGUCGAAGCAGUGGGAGGAUGCAUUUCUUGCUGAUUUUUCAGAGCUGCGACUGUUUUUGUCUCAAAAUGACGGUUCCAGCUCUAAAAUUUCCCAGAAGAUGCAACCAGCAGCUACUGUUCAUGGGAGUUCCUCCUCUCAGCUUGCUGAAAGUAUUAUUGUUGAAAAAUUCAAUAACCUUAGAACUGAUGAAGUCCAAUCCUGCAAACCUUGUAAUACUUCCAGCGCUGAGAACACCGUUGAUCAGCCAUGCAUGGUGAAUAUUGAAAAUUGUAAAAGCCUAAUAUUUUCUCAGAAUCCAACUCCUGAAGCUUCGUCUGGUGUAGCUUUAUGCAACUACCCUACCUUAUCUGAGAUUUUAGCUAUGGAAUGUGUUGCUCGAGUUCGGAUGCUGAGGCAGCGCAUAAAAUUGGCAGAAACCAUGGACGUGCUGUCAAAGAACGACUGCGUGUGGCUAUUUGCCUUAUGUGCAGCGGUUGAUGUUCCACUAGAUGCUGACACAUGUGCUGCUCUUUGGGUUCUGCCCCGGAAAUGCACUAGCUUGCGAGCUAGCAAAUCUGAACUUGAUGAUGAAGUUAUCAUGCUGAAUAUUCUUGCCACAAUUUCGGGCAGGUACUUUGGACAGUCUGAAAGCUGA
This is a messenger RNA of Dovyalis caffra, 1041 nucleotides long. NCBI's taxonomy places the organism in Eukaryota, Viridiplantae, Streptophyta, Magnoliopsida, Malpighiales, Salicaceae. The record is from the annotation of a GenBank genome assembly.